AGUUAUUGAUAUUUAUCCUAUAGGUCGCUCACUUUUCUAGGUCUCGUUACAGAGUUAGAUUUAAAUCAACGUACAAUUACGUACAUUUUCUUAUCUUCAGAGUAAAACUUGAAGUAAAACUGGCAACCUUCUUUGACUUCCUUGUUUACAGUACAAAGCCACACCUACAAGAGCAUAACAGUGUGUACCUUUAGAAAGACAAAAACGAAAGUAGACUAGAUCUACUUUGAACACCAUUUAUAAGCAUUCUUCAGUUUGUUUGAUGAUGGCACUCAUUAAUCCCCUACGUGUGCUGGCAUUCGUAAGAGAUAAACUAGAGACAUAGUCAAAAUGAAUAACGAGAUUGUUUUGAGGACAAGUAAAGGCGAAUAUCAUUUGGAAAGUGCAGUUUGUGGAGCUGUGUACCUGAACAUAUGUAGACCCACUGAAGCCAAUGGAAUCCGGAUCACUUUUAAAGGAGGAGAAAAAUGUUGUUAUGAGUAUGAGGAUGAUGAUGGGAAAAAGAAACAACUGAAAAGUGAAUCUACUCAUGUGGACUUCUCGGACGUUACCCUCUUCUCGCAGAAUGGUUAUUUUGACCUAGGGAGAUAUGUGUUUCCUUUUAGAUUUCAACUGCCUAAGGAUAUUCCAGGUUCCUUCAAGUGCUCUGGACAGACUGCCAAGUCAUCAUGGAGUGCUACUGUUUCUUACUCCAUAAAAGCCUGUGCCAUAGGAGCGGAAGAUAUUCAGGUCAUACAGCCACUGGUCAUCUAUGAGGCAGAACUGGAGGAUCUGAAGCAAGGACAGUUCACAUCGGCCAAAGAUAGCAGCUUUGAAGUGUCGGGAUUUCUUCCUCGUAUGAGAAAAAGAGUCCAUGUUACAGCAAAAUUGCUGGACAAUUAUGUUGAAUGUGGCUCCAACGUACAGCUGAGACUCAUUAUCACAAACCCAUCGAAAGUUAAACUCACAGGAUUUAGCAUCAAGCUGAUUCGUUACCUGACCCUACACAUGCGUGAUGCGCCACCUUGUGUCAAAGCUUCAGGAAACAUGCAGUUCAUGAACGACGCGUGUCAAAUUUCUCCAGAGUCUGGACCGCUUGUGGUUCGUACGGUGUCUGGAAAUUCUGAGACAAUCAUCAUCGGGAAUUUUAGCGGAGGCCUGGACAAGCUACAGCUGCCUCUGGCCGAGAAUGUCCCAGAAGGAACCAGGGAUGUCUCUCCUUCUGUCACUGGAAAACAUGUCAAGAACCAGUAUGGUGUAGAGGUCGCAGUCACCUUCAGUAACGACCAUACGGAAAGUUUCACUCUCCCCAUUUCAGGAGUCCUCCCUAGAACCAAUACAAAUUGGUCAAGAUGGAGGGCCCCAGACUGGACAUUCCAUUGUGAGACCAAGCUGUCUUCCUGUAUAUUUUCUGUGACCGAACAGAUGCUCCGCACAGAGGCCUUUUCAGGCUUGCCUAUGUUCCAAGUGCUGUGACAUUCCUGGUGUUUGAGCUUGAGAUCUAUGCACGACUUCUAAUUGUCGAGAAAAAUUCAGAUACAUAUAUAUACACAUGACAUAUAAAUUAUAUGAUCUUAUAAGUGAAUUGUUGUUAAUUGUUCUCAAUAUAUAUGUGAAUGCGAUUUGAUUUGUUGUUAUUGUUAUAAAUGCAUUUGUUUUGUGGUAGAUAAAUGGUUUCGGGUCAGUAACUUAAACUUGUUGUCAGAACCGUAAAAGUCAUGUACAUAUUAUCAUUUAUAAUUCAUUAUAUAUUGGUUGCAACGGUCAAGAUUACUUGAACUAGAUCUACUUAGACGUAUAAAGAAGUCCUCAAGGAGUGUAAAUAUUGUGAUGGGAACAACAGACAUGGUGGUGAAACAGUCUAUUUAUCACCCGUUUUGGAUUGUCUUGGAUAAGCAAUUCUUUACCAGGAUUGAAGUUCAGGAUAUCAGAGAGUGAGGGGGGGGGGGGGGGGGGGCAGUUGGUCAUUUAUUUUAAUAGAUUUGAACAGUGCACAGCACAUACAAUUCUUCCUUCUGUGUUCAUUGUGUAAAGUUCAGUAGAAAGCUUCUCUCCAGCUUCAAGUGCCAUGCAAAAAUUUUACUUCAGCUGCUAACCAAAAUCUUACUCUAUUCUGGUAAGAUAACCUUUUUACUCACUGGCAGAUACUGUGGCGUCCUUUUAUAUAUAUAUUAUGUGAUAUACAAUCAAACCUACCACAACGGCUAGCUAUACAAAAGGCCACUUUUCAUUUUCCCCCCUUGCGUUUUUUCUAUAUAAAUUAACUGUGUAAAACGGUCACCUGUCCAAAGCCCCGGUUUGGACCUCAUUGGACCUCGGAAGAGAAUGAUCUUAUUUCAUUUUGAUCAGUCCUGCCUAAGACGGCCACUUUUCUCCAUGACAAAGGGUGGCCGUUUUAUGAUUCAUAUGUGAUUCUUUGAGAUCUUACAGAUCUUAAACAUGCCUUUGUCAAAUCAAAUUGUCUACUGUGUAUAAUAAUAGUAUAAUAAUGUUUGAGAAGAUAAGAAAAUGUGACAGUGACAGAAAUAAAACUAUUUGUAUUUUAAAAAUUAAAAAUUGAGAUU
Molecule: messenger RNA, 2543 nt
Organism: Aplysia californica (California sea hare)
Lineage: Eukaryota; Metazoa; Mollusca; Gastropoda; Aplysiida; Aplysiidae
Product: arrestin domain-containing protein A
Exons: 12
Coding region: 331-1455 (374 amino acids)
Biological process (GO): protein transport
Cellular component (GO): cytoplasm
Source: RefSeq, a predicted model, not a curated record